UGUAGCACAACACAUGCCUUGACGUCUACUUCCAAAAUUUUCGUCCUGAGUGACCAGAGAGGGUGGAUGAGUAAUUCAUGUAGUGUAGGUACGCCCUGUGCCCAGAAGAGAAAGGUGCAUUUUUCAGUCUUAAGGAGUGUGCUGUGCGUCCUCGGGCUGUCGCAAGCCUAGACAUGCCCGACACUGCCUCCAAUGAGCCCGGUUCGAAGGUUUCGGAUCCACAACAUUCCCAGAGACUCCUGAGAGUCCUUCGCACCUUUUGGCAGGAGCAAAGUUUCCACGAUGCGCUGCUGGUGGUGGACGGAGAGGAGCUUCCUGUCCAGAAAAAUAUCCUGGCCGCUGCCAGCCCCUACAUCAGGACCAAGCUGAACUACAACCCUCCAAAGGAAGAUGGGUCUACUUACAGAAUCGAGCUGCAGGGGGUCUCUAUGGCCAUCAUGAAACAAAUCCUGGACUACAUCUUCAGCGGUGAAAUCACCUUGAGAGAAGAGACCAUCCAGGACAUGGUGCAGGCAUCCGACCUUCUCCUCAUGACCGACCUCAAGUCAAUGUGCUGCAAGUUCUUGGAGAGCUGCAUCACUGCAGAGAACUGCAUCGGUAUCCGCCUCUUCUCUCUGCACUAUUGCCUCUACCACGUGCACUACGUCGCCACAGAGUUCCUGCAAACGCACUUCCGUGACGUGGCGCUGACUGAGGAGUUCAGGGAGCUGCCACCGGACCGACUCUGCGAGGUGCUGUCCAUGGAGAAGCUGAAUGUGGGCAACGAGAAGCAUGUGCUGGAGGCCGUGGUGCGGUGGUUCGCACACGACCCGGAUGAUCGCAGGGUACGCAUGAAGGAAGUGAUGUCUGCCGUGUGGCUGCAGGGUUUGGAUCUCAGCUACCUGAGAGAGCAGGCCAUGGGGGAGCCUCUGAUGAGGGAGGUGAUCAGAGAGUACUGUCAGCCGGUGCUGACGCAGGGUCAGCUGCAGGGGGAGGCUAUGCUCGCUGCCUUCAAACCCAGAGGGUAUUCUGAGUGUAUCGUCAUCGCUGGAGGUGAGGAUCGCAAAACCAGGAAGCCGACAGCUGCGUCGCGCUGCAUGUGUCCUCUGUAUGACGCCAACAGGCAGGCUUGGAUAGAGUUGGAGCCAAUGAGCGUCGCCCGCCUCGGCCAUGGGUUGGUUGCUGCCGGGGGGUUUCUGUUCGUGGUGGGUGGAACAGAUGAACACAACGCAGUCCUGGCCAGUGGAGAGAAAUAUGACCCCGACUCCAACACCUGGAGCCCGAUUCCCCCAAUGCUACAGGCUCGUCAGAACUUCGGCGUGGUGGAGCUGGAUGGUCUGAUCUAUGUUCUUGGUGGAGAGAGUGAAGAGCUGGGGCUGAUCACCGUCGAGGUGUUCGACCCCUACUUCAAUACCUGGAAAAUGCAGACCAGUAUGACCAUGAUCCGCAAGGUCGGCUGCUACGCCUCCAUGAAUAAGAAGGUCUACGCCAUCGGUGGGGGCUCCUACGGGAAGCUGUUUGACUCUGUUGAAUGCUUUGACCCCAAAACCCAGCAGUGGACGGGGCUGUGUCCUCUGAAAGAGAGAAGGUUUGGCUCGGUGGCGUGCGGCGUCGGUCAGGAGCUUUACGUGUUCGGUGGAGUCAGAAGCCAAGAGAACGACAACCCCGAACAAAGACAAAUGACGACCUGCAAGUCUGAGUUCUACCAUGACGAGAUGAGGAGGUGGAUGUUCCUGGAUGACCAGAACCUGUGCAUCCAGACCAGCUCCUCCUUCGUCUACGGCGCCGUGCCCAUUGGAGCCAGUAUCUACGUGGUGGGGGACCUGGACACAGGCACAAACUUUGACUACAUCCGGGAGUUCCGGCGCACCACCGGGACGUGGCAUCGCACCAAGCAGAUGUUACCCAGCGACCUUUCCAAAACGGCCUGUGCCAACUUGCGCAUCGCCAAUUGUCGACUGUUCCGCCUUCAGCUGAGUCAGGGCAUGUUCCGGAUCAGAAUCUGAGCCGAGACGGCAGCCGGCAGCUCUGUCCCGGCUCCAUGUGUCUCCACUUUUGCACACUGGUACGCUCUAUCUGCUGUAGGUCUGAGUUUAUAUACAAACACUAAAGCGCUGUAGUCGCUACGCUUUGAAGAUCUCAACUCCAGUCAUUGGUUUAUACUCACGACCCUUUUGAUGUAUAUUUAUUGUUGACCAAAUGGGAUGGACUUUAAUCUGAACACAUUUUUAGCUUUAUGGGUUUUAUGACAUUUUUCUUAUCUAAAUCUAUUUUCUUUGAAGUGUGGGAUCCUUUUUUUACAACUUUCUUUUAAAGGACAUUGCUCAUUUUGAAUGCUUUCUGGUUCUCGGUUACUUGGCGAGGGAUUCAUUAUACACCAGUCACUACCCCUUUAUUACACUAGAAAUCACGCGGCACAGUUUUUGCAGAGGCAGCGAGGCCCGCUGUGGUGCCGCUUUAUUAAAGGAUCACUCUAGAUCAUUUCAAGGCUGCAAAUAUCCCAUUAUUAUCACCGUUAUGACGUUCCAGUUCAUGAUAACUUUGCACACGUCACCUUGUGGUAGAGAUACGAGGGAAGGAUGAGUCACACAUGAAAGCAAAGUGAAAAGUUGCAGCAGGAAUCAGCUGCCUUUUUGGUAAACGCAUUAGACGCUUGCCAGCUGACUCAGUCACAUGCAUAUUAAGCCUCACACGCUGGUUUGUUUUACGUGUGUGUGGAUGGAUAAUGUUCUGUUUGGCAUGUGCUGGUCACAGCAAAAACUGUGACCAGCACAGUUUGACAGUUUAGAAGAAGGAAGUAAAAUGAUUUUGUACAGGAAGCUGUAGGAGCACAGUUCUGAAUCCACAACCAAAGAUUUCACAAAUGUCUCUUAAACUCCAGGAAACUGUCGACGUUACUGGAGGCCCUCGCAGUGCGGUUGUGUCCUUUAAAAACUAUGGCGUGCAGCUCAGACGGUGUAGAAAAGCCACGUGGAAUUCUCCAAACUAUGCACGAACACGGGUGACUUGCUUUUGGCGACAGCACCUGAUUUCCGUAUAUUCACAGAAACGUUCCCACGUGCUGAUUUCAGCGUUUGCCUCUUGGAGCACAAACUCUUUAACUUUUUAUCUGAGCUGGUCCGGGCCGGUCCAUUCUAAAACAGAGCACCUUACCCUGGUGAUUUACUGGAUGUGCUGCAGCUUUGCUGACCUCUGACCUGGCUUUACAGUCAGGACAGUUUUGGCAUCUCUUGACCCCGUUUGUUCUGUGCGAGUUACAGCUGCUGGUGUCUGUCCUGCACUCAGCGGCUGCGCUUACAAAAUGCCCCGUUCAUGCAGCGCAGUGUGCGUUAGGGCCGAUCGCCCCGGGCCAAAACACAACUCUUUCAAUUUGAAGCGACGCGAGAAUGUCAGGUUUUAAAGACUUGCGCAAAAACUUGCAUUAGACUGCAGUUGGAGUCACGUCUGUUUUAUUUUGUAAGCUUAUUAUUUAUCAUAACAUAAAUAUUUAAUACUUCAACACCAUAAAUAUAGCAACAGCAUCAGUUCAAGCGGUAAUUUGGUAUAAACUGAUAUGUUGCAGCUGGUCGCCUUUAUUUGCUGCACUGUUACUGGUUGGUUUGCUACACAAGCAUUUGUAGCUCACCUAACAAAAACACUCCUGGUUUUUUUAUUGUUAUUUAUUCCAAAAUAUAUGCAAA
Messenger RNA from Pundamilia nyererei, 3659 nucleotides. It is a transcript of the gene gan, whose product is annotated as gigaxonin. Gene Ontology annotation, molecular function: protein binding. The record is from RefSeq and is a predicted model, not a curated record. The transcript is spliced from 13 exons. Lineage: Eukaryota; Metazoa; Chordata; Actinopteri; Cichliformes; Cichlidae. Bases 174 to 1985 code for a protein of 603 amino acids. Gene Ontology annotation, biological process: cytoskeleton organization.